Molecule: messenger RNA, 514 nt
Organism: Ficedula albicollis (Collared flycatcher)
Lineage: Eukaryota; Metazoa; Chordata; Aves; Passeriformes; Muscicapidae
Product: serine/threonine-protein kinase pim-3-like
Exons: 3
Coding region: 11-514 (167 amino acids)
Biological process (GO): regulation of mitotic cell cycle; negative regulation of apoptotic process; protein autophosphorylation
Cellular component (GO): cytoplasm
Molecular function (GO): ATP binding; protein serine/threonine kinase activity
Source: RefSeq, a predicted model, not a curated record
CGCGCUGGUCAUGGAGCGUGCGGAGUGCUGCCGGGACCUGUGGCACUUGCUGGAGGCGGGCGGGUUCCUACCCGAGCCCGUGGCGCGGGGGCUGUUCCGCCAGGUGCUGCAGGCCGUGCGGCACUGCACCAGCCGCGGCGUCCUGCACCGCGACAUCAAGGCCGAGAACGUCCUCGUCGACCUGGCCACCGGCGACGUGAAGCUCAUUGACUUCGGCUGCGGCACGAUCCUCCAGGACACCUUCUACACCACGAUGGCAGGAACGCGCGAGUACUACCCGCCGGAGUGGAUCCUCUUCGGCUGCUACCACGGCCAGCCAGCCACCAUCUGGUCCCUGGGCAUCCUGCUCCAUCACCUGGUGUGCGGACACCUUCCUUUCAGAACCAGAGAGGACAUCGUGCGGGGCCAGCUCUUCUUCCCGCCCCGGGUGUCUCAAGGUGGGGAUCGCAAAAAGGCAACAGUCAUACCUGCCUCCAUGAACAAUAGUCCACAAGGCUUCCCACCUUUUGGCUAA